AUGUCGUCGCUGCAGCAGCACAAGUGCGCGGAGGCGGCGGAGCAGCUCAAGCAGGCGGAGAAAGCGCUGGCUAAACGCUCCUUCUUCCGCGGCGCGCCCGACUACCUGAGCGCGGCGCCGCUGCUGGAAAAGGCCGGCGAGCUCUACCGCCUCGGGGGCGACUUCGAGGCCAGCAAGCAGGCCUUCGCGCGCUGCGCCGACGCGCAGCUGCACAACCAGUCGCCGUUUCGCGCCGCGCAGGCCUGGGAGAAUGUGGCCAAGACGGCGCUGCAGCAGCUCAAGGCCGAGCGCGCAGGCGCGCACAGUGCCCAGCAGCGCACGGCCGAGGCCCGCAAGGCCUACGAGACGGCCAGCGGCUGCUACGUGGACAUGGGCGAGCUGGGCAAGGCCGCUGACGCACUCGUGAAGGGCGCGCAGGCCUGUGAGACUCACGGCUGUGGCGCAGACGACGUGCUGCCGCUCUACUGGAGGGCGUGCGACCUGCUGGAGGCGCAGGGCAAGCCGCACUUCGCUGUGGAGACGUUCCGCAAGACGCUGAGCUUCCUGGUGAAGAGCGGCAAGAAUAGCGACGCUAUCAAGCUGCUGGACCGCAUGGCGGCGCUUUAUGAGGCGAUGGACCAGCGCCACAACGUGCACAAGGCCCACCUGAGCCAGGUGAUCCUGCAGUUGGCCUCGGGCGACGUGCCUGCCGCCGAUGCGCUGUACUCGCGCUGCCUGCAGGACGACUCCUUCUUGACCUCGGACGACUGCGCGCUCGCGGAGGACCUGGUGCGCGCCUUCAAGAUGGGCAACGAGGAGCUCCUGCAGGCCACGGUGCGCAAGCCCGGUUUCAUGGCGCUCGACAACCAGAUCGGACGGGUCUGCCGCAAGUUGUCGGUGUAUGGAUCCGGACAUGCCGCACCGGCGCGGCCUCAGCAGCACCAGAGACCCGCGCCUUCCAGUGCGGGAGGCGUGAGCCAGCAGCAGCCGAAGCAGAGGAACCCGUUCGCACCAUCCGCUCGCGCUGCCCCAGCGCAGCGCAAUCCCUUCGCUCCUACCUCGCGGGCCCCAGCUGCAGCUGCACCGCCAGCUCCAGUGCACGCACCGUCGUUGGAGUCCGAAUACGACGUCGGUUCGUCUGAAGCACCGACGGCGUCCAGCUCCGACGUUCGUGACAGCGAUUACGAAGCGGCGUUGGUGGAAGCACUCGGCGAAGUCAACGUUUCCAAGGAAGAGAAGAAGCCUUCAGCUUCAGCACGAGCCCCACGUGCACAGGAGGAGCAUGCUGUGAAGCCUCAGCAGCCUUCAUCGCCAGAAAUCAGUGGCGAUUCUUCCAGUUUGUCCCCGAAUUUGGCGCCGUCUCCGCCUCCUGCAGCAGUGCGGGCUAGCGUGCGUAUGGAUUACGAGUUUGACGACCUCGAGUUUGCCAUGCCGGACUCAGACUCGCUCGAAUUCUCGAUUCCUGAAGCGGCGGCGCCCGCCCCGAAGGUUAAAGCUCCCGUGCCAGAGUCCAAGCCCGCGCCCAAGGCGGCGGCACCUGUGUACGACGAGUUCGAUCUCACCUAG
This is a messenger RNA of Phytophthora sojae, 1545 nucleotides long. RefSeq lists its product as hypothetical. Gene Ontology annotation, cellular component: vacuolar membrane; SNARE complex. Gene Ontology annotation, biological process: intracellular protein transport. Bases 1 to 1545 code for a protein of 514 amino acids. The transcript has a single exon. Gene Ontology annotation, molecular function: soluble NSF attachment protein activity; syntaxin binding. NCBI's taxonomy places the organism in Eukaryota, Oomycota, Peronosporomycetes, Peronosporales, Peronosporaceae. The record is from RefSeq and is a predicted model, not a curated record.